Messenger RNA from Anarrhichthys ocellatus (wolf-eel), 7666 nucleotides. RefSeq names its product capping protein regulator and myosin 1 linker 3 (gene carmil3). The record is from RefSeq and is a predicted model, not a curated record. Lineage: Eukaryota; Metazoa; Chordata; Actinopteri; Perciformes; Anarhichadidae. Gene Ontology annotation, molecular function: protein binding. Gene Ontology annotation, cellular component: lamellipodium; plasma membrane. The transcript has 26 exons. Gene Ontology annotation, biological process: regulation of Arp2/3 complex-mediated actin nucleation; cell migration. The coding region runs from base 2014 to 5694 and encodes 1226 amino acids.
GAAACAGAACUUGGAGUGAAUAUGCCGGAUAUUCGAUAAAAUAAUUCAUGACGUACAUUUAAAAAAAAAAAAGAAAAAAAGAAGUGAAAUUUGCUUGAGCUGAACCAUCAGUUCUGUGUGGAGCGAUGAGGAGACUGUAACCUUCCUCUCAUGAAUAUGUGGACCGAACAGAAAUACUACACAUCUACGUAUUUCCAUCAUGGCUGUAUUUGAGGUUUGACUGACGCUCUUCUGCAGUAGUUUAAUGGCACACGACAGACGAAUUUACACCACCAGGACGGACACAUUCGUAGUUUGUGCAUAAAACCAGUGGACAGAAACAUUUAGAUGGAAAGCUGAGCGCUGUUUUUCAACAAUUAAAUCAUGGUUGAAUUUAAUGUGGCAACAGAAAAAUACCGUUUAAUGUCAAAUUGAAAACCGAUUAGUACAAAGUAAUCUAAAUGAAUAACAAAUAUAAAAAAUACAUGGCUGCACAGGUAUUGACCCCAUUCUUCUUUGCCAAACUUGAGCUCUGUCGUGUUGCACAGGGAUUGUGACCGAAUGGCAUUUUCAAAUCCGGCCACAAAUUCUGGAUUGGAUCAAACUGUCGACUCAGCCACUCCAGGACAUUGAAUUUGUUGUUUUUACCUGUGGAGCUUUUGCUUUACGCUUGUUUGCUGGGAAAAACAUUUCUUUUUUUAAAGCCUGCAUCAGGUUUUUGUUCUUUCCUGCAUUCAUUUUACCCUCACAAGCCUUUCUGGACCUCCUGCAGAGAAGUGUCCCCACAGCAUGAUGCUUCCCACUGGGGAUGCUGCAGUGUGUUUAUGAUGAUAUGAUGGGUAAAAAGCUCUUAUGCGACCACAGAAGCCCCAUUCCAGCUGACUUCAGUCUCCCACCUGCCUUCUGACAAACCGCCUAGAUUUCGUGAGUUUUUUUUCCCCAGGGUGCUUUUCUCUUUGCCACCGUAAAGCUGCGGCAGGUGAAGCACCGUGGCUACCUGUUGGUGUCUGCACAGUCUCUCCAAUCGGUGCCGCUAAAGACUGGAGCUCCUUCAGACCCUUUCUGUACACUUAAACUGUUUUUGAGGACAUCCUACUCCAGGCAGAUUCUCAGCUGUGCCAUGAGCCUUCUGCUUCUUAAUGAUUGCUUUAACUGUCCUUCAAGGGAUGUUCAGGGGCUGAAUUUCUGUCUGUAAUUCAUAGGGCUGCACCGACUAGUUCAAAGCUUCGAAGCUUCAUUCUUAUAUUUUAUUUGCAUGUCUAAUCAUUCUGUUUAAACCCAGUAUUUCUUCACAGUUGCAGAAAACGAUUAAGGUGAAGUGGCCUUUUAACUUUUUUUGAGCACUAACACAAGAGCGCUUCGUGUGCAGCCGCUCCGAGCGCUUCUUUUUUGAAAAUCUUUGAACUUUUCUUCCAAGAAUCUUUGAGCGCUCCUCAGGGCCUUCCUGCCAGAAGACACCGCUAUAUGGACUAUCAGCAUUAGCUUUAUACCAUGUGUAGGAUCGUUUCCGACUUGUGCAAUCCAAAUAUUUCCAAUAUCUCCAGAGCAUGGUUAAGUCCAAAAGUCAGAAUUUAUUGAAAACGGAUAGACUUCCCAAAUCCACCACAUGUUUUUAUCUCACAAAGUCUCUGGCUUCAGUCCUUAUUUAUUGGUGUAAAACAACCUUUUCACUGAGAAAGGAUUUGGUCUCCUACUUGCCGCACGCACCUGUAUUAACAGGCCAGUCUAGCCGCAAUCUAAUAGGACCAUCAAUUUAAAAUAUACAACCACAAUAACAAAAACUUUUUCCAUUUUGUUCAGGGUGAUGAUGUCAUAGAAUAUGACAAAAGACGUUCAAAGCUUCAUUUGAAAACCUCAAUAUUAGUUUUGAAUAUAUAUGAUGUUUGAUACAGUCCUGGUAAUUCAUCCUGGAUCUCCCUUUGACGUGAAAGAGCCAAAACAGCCACAUUAAAUCGACUCUGCUGCAAAACAUGAAAACACCCACAAGGGUCGAUGAAUAUGUUUUUUUUAUAAGCACUGUAUACACACGUAUGUAUGUAUAUGUUUCACAUUCAUCCUGUUCUUCCCGUGCAGAACCUCUACCUGUUCCUGGCCCAGCCCAACUGCCUGGUCCACUUGGACCUGUCUGGGACAGACUGCACCGUGGACUCGCUGUUUGGGUCCUUGCUGCGAGGCUGCUGCGCUGACCUCUCCUACCUGAACCUCUCCAAGAACUCCUUCUCUCACAGGAAAGCAAGAGAUUCUCUGCCAACUUUCCGCCAGUUCUUCAGCUCCGCAUUCAGCCUGACCCACGUCAGCCUGGCCUCCGUGAAAGUCCCUCCUGAUUCACUGAGGGCUCUGUUCCUAGGUCUGUCCAAUAACCCUCAUAUCUCUGAUUUACACCUGGACAUCAGCAGCUGUGAGUUGAGGUCAGCUGGCGCCGGGGUGAUUCAGGAGCUGUUUCCUCGAGUUUCAUGCGUGGGGACUUUAGACAUCUCUGAUAACGGUUUGGAUGCUGACUUGCUGGCUGUCAUCCCAGCCUUCUCGCGGCACCCCUCCCUCAAACACCUGAUGCUGGGGAAGAACUUCAACGUCAAGGGCAGGGUGCUGGAUGAGACUCUGCAGAAACUGGUUCAUUUGGUGCAAGAGGAAGAGUGUGCCCUGCAGUCCCUCUCCCUGGCUGACUCGAGGCUUCGCCAGCGGGGCACGAUGCUGGUCAACGCUUUGGGCUCCAACACCUGCCUGCGGAAGGUGGACCUGAGCGGCAACCUCCUGGAGGACUCCGGGGCCAAGAUGCUCAGCAAAGCCCUGCAGAUCAACACAACUCUCAGGAGUGUGACGUGGGAUCGCAACAACACCACGGCGACAGGCUUCCAAGAUGUGGCGAGAGCGCUGGAGCACAACUUCACCCUUCAGUACAUGCCCCUCCCCCUCGGUGAUGUCACUCAGGCGCACCGCAGCGCCCCGGAGAGGACGGACCAAGCCCUGACCAAGAUCCAGCGUGCCCUGCUUAGGAACAACCAGACUCAGCGUUUCUCCCAGAAACAGGCUCUCAGGCUGCACCAAGGCCUCGUCACCAGCACUGCCGAACAAGUGAUGGAGCGUCUGUGCGUGCGCGUGCAGCAGCAGUUGUGUGUCCUGAAAGGCAGCGAGGAAGGAGAGGAGGUCCAGACGGCCAGGCAGAUCCUCAAAGAAGCCCGGGACUCGAGAGCUCUGUAUCCCUCCCUGUGUGAGUUGGCCCAUGUGUUGUCAGUGGACGGCCCCGUCAAGCAGCGACUGGACGCUCUGGCUGGAGAACUAGCCAAGGCUGCCGACAAAGAGCUGCAGGUGGUGGUGGACUCGAUGGUGUCCCUGUGCCACGAGCUGUGUCCAAUGUCCUGCUCAGCCGCCGAGAGACUCAGCAUGCCUCUCUCGUCCAUCUCCGAGCAAGUAUCGAUCCCGCGCUCCGCCAUCCGCAACGCCCUCAUGGAGAGAGCGGCUGAGGAUAUCAACAGAGCGCUGGAGGAGGUGAAGUUGUCUGUGGUCUCCUACCUGACCAACUCCAUAGUGGAUCAGAUUCUACAAGAGCUGUACACCACCCAUAAAACCCUGCUGAGGCAGGUGUCUCAGGUGAAGCGCUGGGAUGACGUCGGGACGGGGAGACGCACUGUCAGACAGUCCAGAAUAAUGGAGUCUCUGGAUUUUCCUGAUGAGGACUUUGGCGUCAACCUGGGAAUAGACACAAUGGCUAUUAAGAAGAGGAGCUCCCGAACUAGAAGAAUCCGUCCCGUCUCCACCCGACAGAGUCUAGGUGAUGAGCCCAGUCCCUCUCCUACCCCCUCAGCCCCACCCCACUCUGCCCCUCUUACCCACUCGGCAUCAUGGGAGUGUCUGUCCACCCUCCCGACCAACGGCUCGCCCUUGCGUCACGUGACCCACGUCAGGCCUCGCCCGCCGCGGAGACACAGAGCGGGUCACCCUCCCCCGGAAUCUCAUAGUUCGGAGAACGGAGGAGUCAGUAUGCUGGAGGAUGGACUGCCUGAUUUCUACAGCAAGAGAGUUCUACCCGACAGUCAGUUGUCAUCCCUCCAUCAGGGCCAGUCGCUGAGGAGGAAGAAAAGACGCAGCGUCUUGUCCAUUUUCUCCGGCUUCCGCAAGAACCGCAACUCCACCAUCUCUAACCAGGACUCGGACAGCACCUCAGAGAACGUCUACUCGAUGAUUCAGCACUCUAAGGAGGUUGGGAAGCCCGAGAGCACUGUUCCUGGAGCAAACGGGACCAUGCCUUCACCUCGGCCCGUGCAGGAUGUGCCUGUGCAUGGGAUGAGGGCUGCCAGUCCCUCCUGCCUCAUCCAAAGACAGUCCACAGACCUGGUCAGCAUGGUGUACAGCUGCAUCGGGGCGGAAAUCGAGGACUCGGAUGGGAGCAGCUCCUGCGACAUCAAAGAGAUGGACCAAGGUACUGACGGAACGACCGCCGUCUCUGACGCAGAUCCUCGACCUAAUGGCCACGUGGCGUCCUCCGAGCACCAGACGGACAGACAGAUGGAGAAGGGCCGGCAGGAGAGGAUCGUUCCCCUGACAGACCCGCGGACUGACACGGAGGAGGAUAGAGAGGACGGCGGCGGCGGCGGUGGUGGUGGGAGUGGGAGCGCGGUCCCCUGUGGGCCGAGGCCAGAGCCACCUCCACAGAGCAUCAAGCCCAGUCUGGCUGUUAUGAGGCAGAGACACCUGCAGGAGAGUUUAGAAGAGGCGGGAAGGCUGCAAGGAGAAGAAGACCAGAGUGAAAGGAAGCAUGACGAGAAGCCGAGAGCGCGAGGGCCAGAGGGACAGCGUCCUGUGCUGCCCAAUAAGUCCGGUCUCGACCUCUCAAGAGACGACGCCUCCCUGGAAAAAAUGGCCAUGGCCUCUCCCAACACCUCCCCCGUGAGUCCAGGUGAAGAAUCGACCGAUGACCAGAGGAGCUUGCCUCCUGCUCAGCCAAUCAUCGAAGAGGCGGGAAGUCAACCAGCAUCGGCCAAGCCAGGGAUAGAAGCAGCCGACCCCGUCAGUCAAGAUGAGGAAGAAGGUCAUAAUGGAUUUCCAGCAACAUCGCGUCACACCAGGAAGUCCAACUCGUUUGACAUAGGUAUGUCUGACGCCGUGGUUACCCUAAUCUGUUGUGCACACAUUAAGAUGAACACAACGUGCAUGUUUAGUUCUACGCAUGGAUGUCUGACACAGAUGCACAUCUCGCUGUUUUUGUUCAUAAUUCAUAACAAUGGCGCAAUGCCUUUUGUUGUUUAUUAUCAAAAGAAAGCAGCGCGAGUCUCUUAUUUGAUGUGCUCCCAUGCCCGUAGAGCUUCCUGGCUGCGUUACCGCAUUGCUGCUUCACCCUCCAACCCCUUUUCUGUUCCCACACCCCACUCUGUGUUUGUGUGUGUUCUCGUGCCAUUUCCCCUCAGGCAUGGAACGGGACAGCCCCUACGAUCUGGAGAGGUCCUCAGAUCACAUAUUUUCUGUGAAAAAGACCCGUUUCCCCCAGCACAGAAACAGAUCUCUGGACUACCCUGCUGGGACCAGGUUAUGAAAGCCCCCAGCUGGGUAACAGAGACGUGUUAUGACGUUACCAGUGGACUAGAGGACAUUUGCUGGGCAGAGACGACUGGAACAAGGAGGACUGGACGGAGACGAGCUUUUAAAACCGUGUGGACUGAAAUGACAAAGCUUGCAACAGCUACUCUUUUUUUUUUUUUUUUUUUUUUUUCUCCUUUUUAAUCCAUGUAAACAUUUGUUGCUGAAAAUGCAUGUACUGGUGUGCUUUCUGUUCGGUUGCACUUUCUUUCCUCAGGCACAAGGAAAGCUCUGACCUGCAGUCCAUACAGUAUUCAGUGUCUCUCCAGUGUGCUCAUCAUGAACCGUUUUAUGCAUUUGUGCAGAGUAAUUGAAUGCUGACAAUCUGUGACUACUAAAAGUGAGUUUGUGCUGUAUUUAUCCUAAUGGAGAUGUAAAUGCCAACUAUACAACUGCACUAACCAUUGUGGUAACUUAACCUGUUAACAAUCAUGUUUUUAAUGGUGAUAUAUCAUUUAAUAACUGUGUAAGUAUGCUUCUUUUUGUUUGUUGUGUAUGCGGACAUUGAUGAUUGAGAUAUGUGUUCUCAUGCACUUAGCACUCCCAUCUCUGCAAGAGUAUUUUAAGUAUCCCUUACAGUUUGAAUCUGAUUUAGCAGGCCAGGAAAAUUAGUAUAUUUUCUAAAAAUGGAUCUACAAAUCAGAAUAAAUAAAAUUGACUUUACACAAGGAAAUGUGUUGCUGAAAAUCAUGUUUAUGAGAUGAUGAUUUUACACAUGAGGGUCGGUUUAUUAGUCCUGGGGUGUACUACUUAGCCUUUUGAAGACAGUUGUAUAACAUUUCGGUUUGUUUUUUAAUAAUGGAAACAUAAGUAAUGUAACAUGUUAUUGAAGUUUAGAGAGCCUGGCGGGCGGAUUUUCCAUUUUUACAGGCAGGCUAACUGUUUUACCUGUUUCCAGUCUUUAAAGUGGACAUAUGCUCAUUUUCAGGUUCAUGCUUGUACUUUGUGUUACUACUAGAACAUAUUUACAUGCUUUAAUGUUCAAAAAACACAUACUUUUUGUCAUACUGUGUACAGGUAUAUUCACCUUCUGUCAGAAACACUCCGUUUUAGCGCCUAUGUCUUUAAACCCUCCAGAAAAAGCCCAGUCUUCUCUGAUUAGCCUGUGGAAAAACGUAGUAUCUGUUUAUACUGUCCGCUUGGAGGACGCGGUAGUAUUUUUAUGUAUUCAUUUAGCCAGGAGGGUCCUACAGAGAUAAUGGAUCUCUUCUCUCAGUCAGUUCUAGUCGGCAGCUUAAACAGUUUCUUAAAGAAACAAUUUCAAAUCUUAGAACACGCAGAGUACAAAGAGGCAACACAAGGGAAAUAGUGCAAGAAGAGGAGCAUAACGGCCAUACCAGCAACCAGAGUCAAGGAUUAAGUAGAACAUAAUAUUUCCUUUAGGGCCGUUUGUAAAAGCCCUCGUCAAAGAAGAGUGCGUCUAAAGUAAGGAUGUGUUGCAGCUCUCAGUCCAUGCCCAGGGUGCAUAACAUCAGAAAGCCGUGUUACCCAGCUCACAGCGCACCCUGGGGACAUUUAAAAGAUCUGAAUUGUAGAUUUACUGUAAUGUUAUAGUUGCUGAUAUGACAGGAUAAAAUAUGUAUGUAUAAGUAUGCCGUUUGCCUUAAUGACUUUGGCAAUAAACAGCAACAUGCAUUUUUCCCCUCUGGUAAAGAGAGGACCAUCCUGAAGAUAAAUCUUCUCAUUUAACUAUCGGCAAUUAAGUAUAUUUCCAAAAAUGUUAAACUACAGGAGCUACAAGGUAGGACCUUUGAACCCUUUGUUGCUUCGAUUUUAGCCAUUCUUUUAAAAGUCUGUCUCUUCCAACUUUAUGGAAGUGCAAUAGUAAAUUGGUCGGACACUCCAAAAAAAAAGACACAAGAAAACAAUAUUCUUGUCUCAGCUGUAUGAUGAUGUGUGAAUGUAAAUUUAAAAAAACAAGAGCUUUUGUUAAAAUAUAUAUAUAUUUUAAAUCUGGACUGUUGCUGUCUCUGAGCAGCAGAUGGCAGCAGAGACUGAGCGCUCCUCUCCUCAAGCCGCCUGCUCACUGCUUGUCGCUGUCAAGUCAUCUUACCCUGUUAUUACCAUAAACAACACGGAUCCCGCCACUGUGGCUGCAGUAAUGAAGGCAGAAUAU